AUGGACCAAGAUAAUCAGAGACAAUGUCCGACUCAAGAAGAAAACCCAGAUGUUGGAGCAGAAGCUUCAACGACAAAAACAACAACAACUCCAGCUCCGGCAUUAAAUCCUGCGGCUCCACCCUCAGAUCUGCCUACCGGCCAGCCCCCGGCCCCAGCCCCGGCCCCUGCCGCUGCCGCUGCCCGCCCUCGGCGACCCCAGAGAAGUGCCAGAGUGGAGGGCUCUGUUGACAUCGCCGAGCCUAAAGUUGAGCCCAAAGCUGAGCCGGCUCCCGAGACUCAACAGGACGAGAGCAUCCCUGACGGCGCUGUGUCAAGUCGCCAGAAGCCCUCCCGCUCUGCAGCAGGCAAACCCAUAGGAGAGCGCAAAACUGGCCCCAAAGGCCCAGGGCACCACCCAGUCAGGGCUGUCUCUGUGCCCCACCCACCUGUGAGCAAGCCUGUGCCUCCUCACAUGAACCCUCAUGCACAGAGAGCCUUCUCUGUCGCAGGUACAGCUGACACUCAGGCCCAGACUCUGGAAGACUUCAGGGUGCACAUCAUCACUUGGAACGUGGGCUCGGCCACUCCACCUGAUGACAUCACCGCCUUGCUGGGGCUGAACGUGGGCGAUGGAAACACAGACAUGUACAUUAUCGGGCUGCAGGAAGUGAACUCUAUGAUUAACAAAAGGCUGAAAGAUGUCCUCUUCACAGACCAGUGGAGCGAGGUCUGCAUGGAGAGACUCAGCCCCUUUGGUUAUGUGCUGGUGACCUCCCAGCGGAUGCAGGGAUUGCUACUGCUGGUUUUCGCCAAGUAUUUCCAUCUGCCGUUCCUCCGCGGCGUCCAGACCGAGACCACCCGCACUGGCCUGGGGGGAUACUGGGGGAAUAAAGGUGGAGUAAGCGCCCGCAUGUCAGUGUUCGGUCACACAGUCUGCUUCCUGAACUGCCACCUACCGGCUCACAUGGAAAACUCUGAGCAGCGCAUGGAGGACUUCGAGAGCAUCCUGCAGCAGCAGCAGUUUGAGGGCCAGGCGGCCACCGGGGUUCUCGACCACGAUGUGGUGUUCUGGUUGGGAGAUCUCAAUUUCCGAAUUGAUGACCUGGAUAUGCAAGUGGUGAAAUCAGCCAUUGACAACAACAAGUAUUCCAUGCUGUUGGAAAAGGAUCAGCUGAACAUGGCCAAAGACAGUGAGCCGGUGCUGGAGGGAUUCCAGGAGGGGCCGCUGAAAUUCCCUCCCACCUACAAGUUCGAUGUUGGAACAAACACAUACGACACAAGUGGAAAGAAACGCAAGCCGGCUUGGACCGAUCGGAUUCUGUGGCGUCUGAGAGCCCCCGCGCCUGCCGUUGCUGCACCUGGCGAGGGGAAGCGCACCUCCAUUUCAGGGCUGACCAACGGUGCCAAAGUGACGCAACACUGCUACCGAAGUCACAUGGAAUUCACCGUCAGCGACCACAAACCAGUCUGUUCGAUUUUUACUGUGCAGUUCCCUUACAAGGUGGAUGUUCCCCUGGUCACGCUCUCUGUGGAGGAUGAGUGGAAUUGCAUUGCUGAUGCAAUAGUCAAAUUCAAGCUGACGGCAAAUUUCGCACGCAGCUCCUGGGACUGGAUCGGACUGUACAAGGUGGGUUUCAAACACCACAAGGACUAUGUGGGAUACGUGUGGGCCAAGCAAGAGGAGGCUGAUUUUCAACGACAGGAACAACAGGUAACCUUUACCGAGGAGGAACUGCCCAAAGGCUCAGGGGAUUUUAUCAUAGGUUACUAUAGCAACAACAUGAGCACCAUUGUGGGUGUGACAGAACCAUUUCAGAUCCAGCUUCCCACUUCAGGGCUUGACGCCAGCUCUUCAGACAGCUCUGACUUAAGCUCAGAAGACGACAGCACUGUCCUCCACAUGAAGACAAGGUCCCGCAGUCCCAGUCCACGCAAGGGCAAACACCGCCGGCAUCGCAGCGGCACCCACAGCGGCACCCACAGCCGCAGCCGCUCAGGCAGUCCUGCCCAGGUCAAAGUGAAAGAGCGGCACCACAAGGAUGCUCCUAAAUCCGACACCAAAGCUGACAGUGAGUCUGCAGGGCGUCCAGCAGAGGGCAGCAGCAUCCCUGCGUCCGAACCUGCUGAGAAAGACCAAAACCCAGUGGAUUCAGGAGUGUGA
Molecule: messenger RNA, 2142 nt
Organism: Limanda limanda (common dab)
Lineage: Eukaryota; Metazoa; Chordata; Actinopteri; Pleuronectiformes; Pleuronectidae
Gene: inpp5jb
Product: inositol polyphosphate-5-phosphatase Jb
Exons: 12
Coding region: 1-2142 (713 amino acids)
Biological process (GO): phosphatidylinositol dephosphorylation; negative regulation of peptidyl-serine phosphorylation
Cellular component (GO): cytoplasm; ruffle; plasma membrane
Molecular function (GO): phosphatidylinositol-4,5-bisphosphate 5-phosphatase activity; phosphatidylinositol-3,4,5-trisphosphate 5-phosphatase activity
Source: RefSeq, a predicted model, not a curated record